UAGAAGCGCCCGGACCGGCUCGAGGGGCGGGCUGCUGAGCACGAGGGAUCCCAAGAACGAGUACUUAGUGCUUGUCUCCUAGCUACGUCUGUUGUCCCUAGCCAGUCCCGAGUUGGUCAAGUCCGCACUCGGUUGCGGGCUUUCUAAAUGGCCGCGAUGGACACAGAGCGGGGCUCAGUCAUCCCUCGGGAUGCAGAUUUCCCCAAGAAGGAAGUUCAGCUGCGUGUAAUCCCAUCGGAGCUGAGGUUCCAGGAUGCAGUGUCUGGGAAAGUGUACCGCCUCCCCCUUACUGUACACAACGUGGGCCGCUGGAACCAGAAGAUCAGGUUUCUAGAGCCAACGAAUCCACAGUUCAAACUAUUGUUGACAAAUUUGGAUAAGGAACUUGCUUCUGGUCUUCAGAUGACAGCAAUGGUAGAAUAUCAUCCUAAUAAAAAUGAAGACACAUUUGAUCACAUAUUUAUUUCUGUAGGAAAUAAAGUACUAGAGGUUCCUCUCAUUGGGCUGAUUCCAACCUGUCAACUGGAAAUUGUGCCAGUAGUUGAUUUUGGCACAAUAGUUGCCAAUAGUAAAGUGCAUUGUAAAGAGAUUAAUAUUAUUAACCAUGGCAAAGCUCCAGGCAUGUUUAAAACAGAAUACGAGGGUCAGUUACCUAUUGUCAUUUCUCCAAGUAGUGGUAUUGUGAAAGCUAAGUCAUCAACGGUCAUCAAAGUAGAUUUCUGUGCAGACCAGGCCCACACUGUAAAUGAAGUGGCAAGAGUGAGUUUGCAAGGUCGUCCUGAUACAUUCUUGAACAUCAAAGUUCAUGUGGUUGAACAGAUAAUUGAAUUGGUUAACAUGAAUAAUGACAGGAAAUUGGAAUGUAUACGGUUUGGUUAUGUGUUCUUUGGAACAUCAAAAAUUGAGCAUGCCCUUCUGUAUAACAAUAGCCCUGAUACCAUUAACUGGGUGGCAAUAAUGCAAGAUGAUUGUGUUGGAGAAGAGCUGGGAGCAAAUAUUCAUCAAAGAACAGAUAUGGCUUUAAAUAAUCUCCCCUACUUAAACAAAAUAAAGAAAAUAGAUAUGACUGAUUUUAUCUCCUGUGUUCCCAAUGAAGGGACUUUACUCCCUUUUCAAAAGAUUGUUAUUACAUUUUGCUUCAGCCCAAAGCUAGUAGUUGACAUUAAAAAGGAUGUUGGGCCUUCACAUAGGCAAGAUUAUGCACUCUUUGUGAGAUUUGAUUCUGUGGGAAGUAAAGAUGGAUUUUUGAGAGACGAUAACUCUAGCACCAUGAAAAGUAAUCGACUUCAAAAAGUGGAAUUAGCUUUGACAGGCACUGGACUUCCUGUCAUAUUACAGUUUGAUCCAGGAAAAGUACUUACUUUUACACCUUGUUACAUGGGUGAACAUUCAGAUGUCCUGUGCAUUGUAAAAAAUCAAUCCAUAUCACUUCCUGUGAGGUACCAUUUUAAAAAAACUGCACACUUUAAAAUGGACCCUGAAAGGGGCAAAAUUGAUCAAGGAUGUAUUCAGAAUGUGAUAUGUUCAUUUGUUCCACAUCAAAUUGGAGUAUUUAAAGUGAAGCAAGUGAUCGAGAUUAUUGGACCCGUGGUAGAUGAAAGCUUACAGUCUUUGUCAAUGAAACCAUUUCAUCAUAUAAAUUUAGAAUUCAUCAGUACUUGCAAAGCUUACACUAAAAAAGUUGGGGAGAAAAUUAAUCUUGGUAUAUCCCCCUUAGUCAGUAAUCCUACGAGACACUUUGUGAUCCAAGAUUCAGGAAAAAAGGAUGAUCGUCCACCUGUAGUCGCAAUGCUCCGGUCAGGCAUGACGGACCUUCAUAAUCAUCGCCCAAGUGAUGAGUCAGAGAAGGAUGCAAUGAUUGCCUUUCCUAAUGAUAGAGCUGCAAGUAUCAGGAGUGGAGACCACCAUGAACAUUUCAGAACGAUUUUCACAAAGAUGCCAAGGCAUCAUUAUUUGGAUCCUGAUUUUGAAUACACUGAUUUGGAAAAACUGGAAAAAAAAAUGCACCGAGAUUACUACACAGACUAUAUUAGAAAUUUAAGAAAUGCACGCCUACAGAAAGAAGCACAGAGGGAACGCAGAUUUCCAUUUAAUGAAGUAGAUAUAGGAAUGCAGCCAUCAUCUGGUAUAAAGUCACCAUCACUAUCUCAAUCAGAAAUAGAGGACAUACCUUCAUCUUUAAAAGUGUCUUCUCUUAGAGGUAAAAGAUUGCUAAGCACGAAGAAAAUAACGUCCCGGGAGACAGAAUCGCUACAGAGAAAGAUCACCAAAGGACUUAAAUCAAAGCCAACCACUCACUAUGAAAAACAUGACUGCAGCAAAGUUUUGACACCAAAGCAAAUUCAUCAAGUAAUUGUUGGACCAUCUGUCCUUAAUUUUGGUAAUGUUUGUGUGAAAUCGACAAAUAUUCAGCAACUUCAUAUUGUUAAUAUGCUGCCCAUGUAUAUAUUGCUCCAGUUUGAUAUUAAUUUGGAAGAACUUCAAAAAACCAGACAAUUUUCAUAUGUGAUCCCACCUACAUCUAGUACAUAUAUUUCAAUGGUGUUCGAAUCUUCUACCAAUGGGAAAUUUUGGAAAUCAUUCACCUUUAGAAUUAACAACAUAACUGGUGGGCAUAUCUUAGUGAUGGCUGUCAUCCUGCCUGUAAGUCUUGAGCUAUCUAGUAAUGUGAUUGUAUUGAGACCACAAGCCUUCUUGUUAAAAAGUUGUUUUCGGGGAACCGUUAAGCUCUAUAAUCAUCUGAAUCUCCCUGCCCAAUUUGGAUGGAGACCAGUAAGUGCACCGAGAGGAGUUACAUUUACUAUUCGUCCAGCCAAAGGCAUUGUUGAUCCAUAUUGCUCUUUGGAAUGUGAAAUCAUCUGGCACCCAGGUUUUAGUUCUCCAGAGAAAGGAGAAUUUGUGCUUCAAGUCUGUGGAGGAAAUACUUUGACAAUGAAGUGUAUUGCACAUGUUGGUCAUACUAAAGUCACAUUUUUAGAGCCAAGAAUAUUGUUCAGUAAUAGUUCGCAAGGUUUAACUACUUGGAGGAAAGCCAUUCUUCACAAUGUAGGGCAAAACCAUGCUUAUUUCAAGGUUUGUGAUCAAAGCCUUUUGCCUAUCAUUAAUAUUGUUCCAUCAGAAGGCAUAAUCCCAUUUGGGGGAAUAAGUGUUCUUAAUAUCUCCUGUACACCUUCUGUGGCAGAAAAAUUUGAUACAAGAGCAAAGGUUGAUAUUCUCCAUGCAAAUGUAAUAGAUCUUAGGAUUGGUGGAUCUGUUGAAAUUGCUGAAGUUGAAAUUAUACCUAAUAUCUUUAAUUUCAGUGGUACCUAUGUUGGCACUACAGAAACUUUUCCAUUUAUGAUAAAAAACAGCGGUGUGACGCGUGCCAAAGUGGAGUUCAAUCUAAAAGACUUUCCGCUCUUUGCAGUGGAUUUUAAGGGAAAUGCAGGAGAGUGCAAUAAUUCAGAAUUUCCUAAUAUGUAUGCAGUAGAGGUAGAAGAAGGCACAUCUGUGGAAUGUUGCAUAACAUUUUCUCCUGUAGAAGUAGCAACAUAUGACUUUAGCUUUCCUGUCAAUAUUAAUUCCUUUAAGGCUUCAGAGCUCUACUGUGAAUAUUUGUCAAAGAAAAUGAUGCUGAUACCAAGAGUAUCACCACUUAUUCCACCAUGUUUUGUUCAAGCUACUGUGCUGCGAGCACCAUUGGAAUUAUCUAGCACUGUGUUUGUCUUUAAAGUUCCAUUAUUUGAGCUUCAACAUAAUAAUGAGAUCACAAGAAUUCAGGAUCUUGUUUUAUUUAAUAUCUCCAAAAAAACUGUUCAGUGGUCUUUGGAUAUUGGCAGUAUUGACUUAUAUUUCAAAAAUGGCAUAUUCAAAUUUACUGCACUGAUUGGAAGUCUGAAACCAAAUGAAAAGUAUACUAUUUCCAUACAUUUCUGCCCAAAGGAGCCCAUAACAUACCUAGCUGAUGUUGCUAUACGUUUAAAUGAUAACUUAUUUGACUUUAGAACAUUACAUCUGAUUGGAGAGGUACAAGUACCAAAGAUAUUUUUUGAUCCACCAUUUAUAUGUUUUACCCCUGUUCCUUUGGAUACCACAGCUGGCGUGGAUAUCAAAAUUUUGCCACAAAACUAUUUCAGUAAUGCAGUUCUACAGUUCAAGAUUCCCACUGCAAAACUUCUUGAUGAUGAUGAAAUUCAACCACUUACUGUUACAUUUCCAAAAGGCAGAGUUAUAUCAGGCUCUACUACUGGAAAUAAUGAUGAACUACCAUGUCAUCUUAGUUUCAAUUCAUCUAAACCUGUUUCCUUUUUUGCCAAUCUUCUUUUCUGUGAUGACAGAGAUAACUGGUUUUUGCUUCCAGUUACUGCGACAGCAGAAAAUUGCCUUCUUACUAUUUAUCUAUAUUUGGCAGUUCAUCUGGACCAGCAGAAAGUUACUUUAAAGACCGAUAAAGGAGGAAAUAUUACGAAGCCUAGAGGCAGUUUUUUGGUUCCUGUGAUUCCACGCGGGGACUCCAAAUCACUAUCUGCACAUACAGGGAAAAGGGGGUCUCUGGCUUCCAAAAUUACUGAUGCUGAACUUACAUGUGGGAACCUAUUUGUUGGGAUGGAAAUUUCACGUGACCGCUUGGACUCAGAUGACAGUAUUGCAGAGAGAAUACGUUUUGGAUUGCUGAAAAAUGAAGAGAAGAACCAACAGUUCUUUGCACCGGAAAAAGGAUCAAAGGCUUUUGACUAUUUUGAGAAGGUUGUGAAUGCAGCUCAGACGUGGUUCAGUCUCUUUGGCUGGCCUGAAGGGCCCCAUUCUCUUUCUAUUCCUGAGACAGUAAGAAGGGAUGUGCAGAAAAUACAAUUCUAUUCACCUUCCUCACCACAGAAGAAAUUUUGCAGACAGUAUGAUUUUUCCAAAUAUAAUAAAACAAUUUAUGAUGUGAUACUGCACUUGAGUGGAAGACUGCCACCUGGAAUUAACGCAAACCAGUCCUUACCUGUGGAUAACACUGAAAGGGUGAUACAGCUCCAUUCACAACACGCCUCGCUUCUAGACUUUAUCACUUCUCAAGGUGGAUGCAUUUCUCAUGUAUUGCCAGAAUUUUUGCUUGAACCCAAAGAUUAUAUGAAGUGGCUUGAAAUUACAACAUCCACUAAAAACACGGCUCUCUGUACACUUAACAGAAAUUAUUCUGUUAAUAUAGAUAUGGAUAAUUUUGAAGCCUGGAGUAAGCGGGCAUGGACAGAUGUAUUUCUGCAGAUAUACAAGGUUAUGGUUCUAUCUCGGGUGACACCACAUUCCUACAGUUCUAUGCCAAACAUUCGUGUGGAGAAUACACCAAAAAUCAAUCCUUGUUUUGCAUCCAGCAACAUAUAUUCUAAUUCUGAAAGGAUUCUACUUAGUUGGUUGAAUACAAAUUAUGAAAGUCAUCGACAUAUUAUAUGGAAGAAUAAUAAAUGUGAAAAUGUCCCCUCUGAGAGAUGGAUAGUGAAUUUUGAUACAGACCUUCUUGAUGGACUUGUUAUUGCUGCACAGCUGGCAGCAUACUGCCCAUUUUUGAUUGAGUCUUAUUUUGUAAAUAUGUACACACGACCAAAACGUCCUGAACAGUAUUUGCACAAUUGCUUGAUUGUUAUAAAUAGUCUUUAUGAAAUUAACUUUGAUUUAAAUAUACAGGCCAUCGACAUCUGUGAUCCAAACCCAGUGCUGAUGCUAAUGCUCUGUGUCUACAUGUAUGAAAGGCUCCCUACAUACCUCCCCAGAAAAGUGGUACCAUUCUCUUGUACUUUGUAUGACACUGUUGUUGGACAGAUACUAGUGACAAACCCAAGUUUGAAGAAUUUAGUGUACACAGCUACAAUUGUUGGAAGAGAUGCUGCUGACUUCUGUCUUUCCCAGGCAGGAAAUGUUAUAACAAUUUCCCCAAAAAGCCAAAUUACCCUUGUUGUGAAAUAUUUUAGUCGCUACCUCCGUCCUGCCGAAGCUACACUAUUAUUAAUUUCAAAACCAAAGGGGGCAGUAGGAGGCAGUACGAUGACUUUUGCUCUAAGGGGAGAAGUACUCAAUUUUAAAGCACUUGAGGUUCUAAACUGUAAAGCUCCAUGUUAUCAAUGGAAAGAAGUCAGUGUAAAUGUGAAAAACCCCUUUUCAACUGGUGGAGACUUUAAUGUCUUUCUUGUGGAAUCCACAACAUUUAUGCAUUUUCCAUCACAAAUAACUGGAUCUUCAAAUGCUGCUGUGAAACCUAAUGACUGUGCUACUGAUCGGAGUUCUUCCCAUGCUGAAAAUGGCUUAAGGACUUCAAUUAAGUGUAACUUCAUCAGAGAAUUCUUCUGUUCAAUGCAAACAAUUUUCGUGGGAGCAAAAGGAUGUUCAUGCCUGGAUCUCUACUAUCUUCCCUUUGACAUGCAUGUUCGCUAUUGUGCCGUCAUCCUGAGCAACAAAGCAAUUGGAGAUUUGAUAUAUAUUGUUGAAGGGAAAGGUUUGAUACCCUUGCCUUCAAAUUUCUUUCCAUCGAAGCCUCCAAGUCCAAUGGACUACAGCAUUUCUCAAGAUGAAGAAUAUAAUAAGGAAGACCCAGUUCUAUAUUUGACCUGCAAACCCCAUCAAGUCCUUGAUUUGAACCUUAAAGUAGCACUGACUAAUGAAGCUAAGGAAAAAGCUUUGGCUUUUGCAGCACAGCAACAGAUGUCGACUCUUGAGUAUGAGCGAAGGGCUAUCACUGGCACUCUGGAGAGCAGUACCAUCCGUGUGGCCAUUGCCCUCCUAGGACUAACCAAGAUUGAGUGCCUUUUCCUUUUUAAUAUGUCAAAGUUGAAGAAGCCUAAAUCCAUUUUAUAUGCCACAGAAUUGAGCCUUCCUGGACAUUUUAAUAUACCCAGGAAAAUUUACAUUCCUCAGAUUCCAGAACCUCCAGCUGUUCGUACUCAAUCUCUUGAAAUUAAACCUCAAAAUUUAACAGAAGACCAGCCACUCCAGAAGCAACUGCCGAGCACUCAAGCAGCUUUAGAAGGAACUGUUUCAAUUCCUCUACGAUUUGCUCCUCUUGGGCCUGGAAGAUACCCAUGUAAAAUUUUGUUAGUAUCAAGAUAUGAUGUACGUGUGUAUGUAAUUGAAGGUAUAGUGAAUGAAGGAGAACCAGAGGCUGCAUUGUUGUUUAAAACACCAGCAUUUGAACCGCUUACACAGCAUAUCCCAAUAAAAAAUGACUCAAAGAAACAUUGGAAAAUUAAAAUUAAAGUAGAAGGAGAGUGGUUUUAUGGACCUCCAAAUUUACAUGUUGGCCCUGGUGAAACUAUCCAAUAUCCCUUGACCUUCAAACCCAUUUUGGAAUGUGAAGUUAUGGGUAAACUUACUUUACUAAAUGAAGUAGACGGUGUGGAACACAUCAUUGAAAUAGAUGGAAUUGGGACAUACCCACUGGCAUUGGACCAUCUUGUUAUAGACUGCCAAGUAGGAAAUGUGACAGAUAAAUCCAUAAUAGUUCCUAAUUAUACAGCAAGUCUCCUGACAUUUAAGGUAACUUCAGAUCUCGCAAUAGUUUGGGGAAAUUCCUAUAUCACCAUUGAACCUAACAACUCAAUUCCAUAUACUCUCCAUGUAUGCCCUUGGAAACGUGGAGAAUUCAAAGGUGCAAUUACAUUUUCCGUUAAGAGUAGAGAUGAAGAGUAUUCUCAGGAAGACACAGAUUCAGAGUAUGACCGCUCUUCUCAGGAUACGCCAUCAGAUCCAUCUACCAUUAUUUUUGAGGAAUACUCUGAUGAAAAGGUAAAAACUCUAAAAAUCUGGUAUCAUCUUGAGAUCCACAGCUCUCCUGGACCUCCUGUAGAUACAAUUGAACUUCAUUGCAUUGCUCUGGAGACCACCUGUAUUGAAAUUCCUAUCUCCAAUCCAAAAGAUAGAGCUAUUUGUAUGAGUGUAUAUUUAUCAUCCUCUGCAUUUAAUGGACCAGAGGAAAUUAGACUGAAUCCAUUGGAUUGCAUGAACUAUAUUGUAUGGUAUUCUCCCGCAGCAACAGGCUAUAAAGAAGAAAGCAUUAUUUUUCAGCCUGAAAUGGGUGAAGAGUUCUGGUAUUCACUAAAAUUAACAACUGAACUUCCAAAAACAAAGAUAAUACCAGAAAUGCAGUGUGAUCUUGGAAAGAACAUCGUUCAGACUCUUCCUUUAUAUAAUCCUACGAAUGAAACUUUAGAAUUGAAAGUAAGGAACAGCAAUCCUAAAAAUUUUGUCAUGGACAUUAACAGAAAAAUACCAUUUGUCCUCCUACCUCACUCUACAAGAGAGAUAUCUGUUUACUUUCAUCCAUCAGGACUUGGGAGAACUGGUCAUGAAACUUGUAUUAGCUUCUGUUGUACUCAGUUUCAAGAAUGGAAAUUCCACCUGUUUGGAGUAGGACUAUUCCCUAAACCUAUAGAUGUGCAAAGAAUAACCACAGUCCUUGGUCUUCAGGCAUCUGUCUUGAUACAUUUCAAAAAUCCUACUCAUGAAGAUGUUUCCGUUGAUCUCAUAUUAACAAAUAAACAAGGACCCAAGACUCUUAUAACUGACCAUUGCUGGGACAGCUUCCUCCAUGAACAUUCUGCCUACCGGUUUAGUUCUUUGAGGCGUACACAUGGAAUUGUGGUGCCUCCUAAUGGAAACUUAGAAAUCCCAGUGUUAUUUAUACCUACCGCUAUGACAUUAUACAAAACAAUAGUGAUUGUUAAGAUAAACAGAGCAAACAAAAAAAAAUGGACUAUUGACAAUUUUGAUGAACUAAGUGAAGAGACUAAGAGGUAUAUUGGCGUAGACCAUGGGGAAACACAUACAAUACAUUGGAUAUACCCUAUUAUUGGACUUCCGCAGGCACCAGUCCCUAAAAGUUCUCCAGUUGUUAUAAAAUGUCAGGCCAACAAACAGGUAGAAGAAAAAGUGGAAGUGACAAUGACUGGUAAUUUUUUUGGCCCACAUCCAUCGCAGGAGUUGAUAGACAUUUCAGUGUUUCCAAAAAGAAAUUCACUUGACAGUAUUUAUGAAGAUGUUGAUGUAACUCCUAAAAGACGUGAAUUUGAAUAUGAAAUAGAAUUUGAAUCUGAAGAAUUGAAGUCUAACCUGGAUUCCUCUGUAUCUUUAUAUUUGUAUAGAAAACAUGUUAACGUAAAACGUGAAAUAAUUUCAUUGAUUUUCAAUAUGAUAUUUACACCAAAAAAGCCAUUCAGGACUCAUAUCACAUUGAAAGUUGAGUGUAUAACACAUGGAAUCUGGAAGUUCCCUGUAACUUUGAUUGCUACUGAGCCCGAUGUGGAAGAUGUCAUUAAUAUCCAAGGAACAGGUUUACUCCAGACAGCUGUCACGGAAUUUCGACUGACAAGUCAAACAAGGUAUUAUGAACCAUUUGUAGCCCAUUUUCUGCCAGGCAGUGAUAAAGAAUUUUUUGUAAAUCCUCAUUCUGGAGAACUCCCUCCAUUUUACACAAAAGGAAUUGUCAUCGUUGUAGGAUUUAAACCCCGAAUGUACAGUAAGAAAUAUCAAGCAACACUUGUAAUACAGACAGAUGAAAUAUAUUCAUUGUAUGAAAUAAAUGGGUUACCUCCAUCACCGAAAUCAUUGACACAUGUAAAAGCCAAAAUUGAUGCUACUAACAAGAUAUGUGACUGCAUGCCACCAAUUCAACACAAUUUUAUCCGUGAAAAUGCUAAACUUCGAAAGACAAGAGUAUCUUCUACAAUUAAAGGGGCUUCUUCAGUUAAAAAACAUAAAUAAAAAAUAUUGUUAAACUGU
This is a messenger RNA of Acomys russatus (golden spiny mouse), 9729 nucleotides long. RefSeq names its product cilia and flagella associated protein 47 (gene Cfap47). Gene Ontology annotation, molecular function: protein binding. Bases 148 to 9711 code for a protein of 3187 amino acids. Lineage: Eukaryota; Metazoa; Chordata; Mammalia; Rodentia; Muridae. The record is from RefSeq and is a predicted model, not a curated record. The transcript is spliced from 65 exons.